CUGACAAAAGACAUUAACCACAAACGUUCCCGACAGUCGGAUUAUAAGGACGCGAGGAGUUGGGAAUAUUCACAUCGUUAAGAAAGAUAACUAAAAGCUUAUUGUAGACAAUCAUGCUUCUCACACACGGUAUAUUAAGUGUUGCGUUUGUUGCACUACUUGGCUGUUGUUUCGCGCAGCCUUGUCCCAAGGAAUGCGUCUGCAGAUCCACACUAGUCAAGUGUCCGGCAGCUGUCGAUUUCCCACAGUCCUUUCCCGCUAAUACAGAGAAAAUUGUUCUGGACGAGCUUACCGUGGUAGAACUUCCCCCAAAAGCUUUCGCAAAACUCCCAAACCUGACUUCCAUCCAUUUCAGUCGCUGUAAUUUCGGUCAAAUCAGCACAUGCGCAUUUCCUGAACGUCAUUCAAAGUUAAAAACUGUAGCCUUUGAUUUGACCGUUAUCGGAGAAAUAAAAGAGGGUGCAUUUAGAAAUCUGGGUGUUACCUCCGUCGCUUUCUCCAGUUCCAGAAUAACUACGGUGAAGGGAUACGCUUUUUGGAACAUUGAUACUGAUUUUAAACUAACUUUCGUAAAGACCACGGUGCACGAAAUUCAACCAUUUGCGUUUUAUAAUGUUAAUUCAAAGCAGAACAUGAAGGUUAGCGGUGGCAAUUUCAAACACAUAAUGAACUCUGCUUUUUCAGACACUGUCUUUAAAUCCGUCGUAUUACAGAAUGUAACUUUUGAAAACCUAGAAUGUAACGCUUUAACGGGACUCGAAAAAGUCCAAACUAUACAGAUAUCACACAGUGAAUUUCUGUGUAACUGCGACAUAGAAUGGAUGAAGGGGGCCACUAAAUCUUCGUUUCUUACCUCGAUAAUCGAAUCAGGAACUUGCAAAGCCCCUUUGACGGGUGCAGUUAUGAAGGAUGUUCUUCAAAACAACGAAAUAAAAAAUUGUCCUGAAGAUAACAAGGCACAUGAUGGUUGUCAAGCGCUUCCUCAAGAAAUUCCCGAAUUUCUUUGUCCAGGGAGAAUCGAGAUGAAUCCAAGCGGAUCACAGAGCCCCGGAUCUCACAAAACGCCACCUGGCGGUGGGUGCGACAAUACUCGGUUUUGUUCUUGGACUAUGGUUGGUGUUAUUGCUAUUUUCACACUUAAUUUUAGAUAAGCAAAAUAGAUAAGAAGCAACCGACAAGCAACCACUGAAUAUGAAACAAUCAUUGGAUAUGAAGCAACCAAUGAAUAUGAAGCAACCUUUGAAUAUGAAGCAACCAUUGAAUAUGAAGCAACCAAUGAAUAUGAAGCAACCAAUAAAUAUGAAGCAACCAAUGAAUAUGAAGCAGUCAAUAAGAAAUACGAAAUACAAUCUCUAUUACUUAC
Molecule: messenger RNA, 1363 nt
Organism: Ostrea edulis (European flat oyster)
Lineage: Eukaryota; Metazoa; Mollusca; Bivalvia; Ostreida; Ostreidae
Product: leucine-rich repeat-containing protein 4-like
Exons: 2
Coding region: 114-1151 (345 amino acids)
Cellular component (GO): extracellular matrix
Source: RefSeq, a predicted model, not a curated record